Molecule: messenger RNA, 1110 nt
Organism: [Candida] anglica
Lineage: Eukaryota; Fungi; Ascomycota; Pichiomycetes; Serinales; Debaryomycetaceae
Source: the annotation of a GenBank genome assembly
CCAACACCUGUUAGUGCCUUAUUACAUGCUGCAACUAUGGUAUGUUCUGGAGUAUUUGUAUUAGUAAGAUCAUCAUUUAUAUUAGAAUAUACACCAUCAGUAUUAAUAACAAUAUUAUGAUUAGGAGGUAUAACAACAUUAGUAAGUGGUUUAAUAGCUAUAGUAACAAAUGAUAUAAAAAGAGUUAUUGCUUUAUCAACAAUGUCACAAUUAGCUAUGAUGAUGUUAAGUAUAGGUACUAGUGCUUAUGAUUUAGCUAUUUAUCAUUUAUAUUGUCAUGCAUUCUUUAAAGCAUUAUUAUUUAUGUCAGCAGGUUCAAUUAUACAUAGUUAUAUAUCUGAAACUCAAGAUUUAAGAAAAUAUGGAGGUUUAAUAUCUUAUAUUCCUUAUAGUUAUACUACUAUGUUAAUAGCUUCAUUAUCUUUAAUGGCUAUACCUGGUUUAACAGGAUAUUAUUCUAAAGAUAUUAUUAUUGAAACUUUAUAUGGUUCAUAUAGUAUUAGUGGUUAUAUAUUCUAUUAUAUAGCUACUGCUUCAGCUACUUUAACUUCUUUAUAUAGUAUUAGAGUUAUGUAUUUAACUUUUUAUAGUAUUCCUAAUGGUUCAAAAUAUACUUAUUCACAAAUACAUGAAAGUAAAUUUAUGGCUAUUCCAAUGUUUAUUUUAAGUAUUUAUUCAAUUUAUUUAGGUUAUUGAAGAGAUACUGUUGUAUUUGAUUUAACUUUAGGUUUACCUCAUACUAAUCAUUGAAUUGAAACUGAAUAUACUAUUCCUGCUAUAUUUAAAUUAUUACCUUUAAUUUUAGGUAUUUCUUUAUCUAUUUCUUUAUUAUAUAUUUAUGAAUUUAGUUAUAAAUUAUUUAAUAAUAGUUUUUAUACAUUCUUUAAUAAUCGUAUAUAUUAUGAUCAAAUAUUAAAUAAUAAAUUAAUUAGACCAGUAUUAACUUUAGGUGGUUUAUUAAAUACUAAUAUUGAUCAAGGUUUAUUAAGAGUAUUUGGAAGUACAGGUAUCUCUAGAUUAUUAAAUUCUAUUAAUAUUUUAAUUAUUAUUAAUAUUAUAUACAUAUUCAUUGUUUAUUUAUCUAAGAAUUAUAUAAUAAAUAUAUUAGGU